AAUAACGUGAGGGGAAUAAAUGUUGACGGAAACCAAAUUAGGAGCACUACAGUACUACACUUCCUAUGGAAAAGUAGUUUGAGUUGUUUUGGAAUCAUGUAUGAACAAAUAGAAAGUCAGUCCUUGCAAUCUACAACACGUAAUUGAAUUUGCUCCUUAUAUACAUACUAAGUACUAAUACCUUUCUUCUGCCUUUGGUUCCAUUCUUCUUUGCAUUGUCUUGCUUUAUAUAAUUAACACCCUUCCACUUCCACUUCUAUGCCUCUCUACCUUUCUUAAAAUAAUAACAGUUAUUCAAUAGUCCAACUCAUCGUCGUCAAAUGAAGCUGAGUGACGAAAUGAAGUUAUUGAUUCUAAAUGUGAACUUGCAUGAUGAGAAAGCAAAGCAGAAGGCCAUGAAAGUGGUUUCUAGCAUUAAAGGAAUUGAGUCAAUAGCGAUGGAGAUGAAGGAGAAGAAAAUGACGGUGGUUGGUGAUUUUGACGCAGUCAAAGUGGUAAUCACAUUAAGAAAGGUAUGUCACACAGAUAUAGUGUCACUUGGACCGACAAAUAAUAAGAAGGAUGAGGGCAGUAAUGAAAAAGGGAAGAAAGAUGGUGAUGACAAGAAUAACAAGGAAGAUGAUUCAAUUGCGGAGCUUGUUAAGCUAUACAAAACCUACAAUCCCCACAUGACCAUGUACUAUAACGUUCACAGUCUCGAAGACAAUCCAAAUGCUUGUAUCCUUCUUUAACUUUCCAACUGGGUGCUCUUUAAUAAUUUGUAGGUAGCUUCUCUAUAUGCAUGGAGCUAGUAAUAAUUUAUAAUUAAAUCAAAGAUUUAUAGUAAUUUACUAGACAAAUCAUUUCUUACA
Molecule: messenger RNA, 851 nt
Organism: Arachis ipaensis
Lineage: Eukaryota; Viridiplantae; Streptophyta; Magnoliopsida; Fabales; Fabaceae
Product: heavy metal-associated isoprenylated plant protein 39-like
Molecular function (GO): metal ion binding
Source: RefSeq, a predicted model, not a curated record